Argentina anserina (silverweed cinquefoil) is the source of this 1179-nucleotide messenger RNA. RefSeq names its product glycosyltransferase family protein 64 C3. NCBI's taxonomy places the organism in Eukaryota, Viridiplantae, Streptophyta, Magnoliopsida, Rosales, Rosaceae. Gene Ontology annotation, molecular function: glycosyltransferase activity. The record is from RefSeq and is a predicted model, not a curated record. Gene Ontology annotation, cellular component: membrane.
AUGAAUUGCUUGCAAACAACCUUUGUCAUUCUCGGCUUCAUAUUCUUCUUCUACUCUGUGGAAGUUCUUGUGCUUUCUUAUCGUACCAUUUCCUCCGAUCCUUGUGACCCUAUAGCUCAGCAGGACCCAAGAACUCUCCUCUCGGACCAGCUAACAGUCCUAAUCAAUGGCUACUCAGAGACACGUAUCCCUCUCAUCUAAUCUAUUGUCACUGCAUGUGCAGCCUCCUCUUUGGUGUCAUCAAUUCUUGUACUUUGGGGAAACCCUUACCCAUCCCAAACCUUGGCCCAACAUGCCAACAAUCUCACACAGUUCUCAUUUGGCUUUAAUAGCAUCUUCUUAAUCUGUCAAUCAUCAAACAGUCUCAAUAACUGGUUCCUCCCCAGACCCUUAAUGAAGACCCGAGCUGUGUUGGUGUGUGAUGAUGAUGUUGAGGUUGAUCCCAAAUCCUUUGAAUUUGCAUGUCAAAUGUGGGGAUUAAACCCUGCUCGUCUCAUUGGGUUCUUUGUCAGAUCACAUGACAUAGACUUAUCGAUGAAAGAGUGGAUUUAGACUGUGCAUCCAGACAAGUACUCAAUUAUUCUCACUAAGUUUAUGAUUUUGAAAAGUGAGUAUUUGUUUCAGUACAGCUGCGCAGGAGGGCUUGUGAUGGCCAACAUGAGGAAGAUCGUGGAUAAGAUGCAUAAUUGUGAGGACAUAUUAAUGAAUUUUGUGAUUGCAGAUGAGGUCAAUGCCGGACCUAUAUUGGUCGGUGCUGAGAAGGCCAGAGAUUGGGGGGAUGCACGCAAUGAUCAUGACCAUAGGGAUGGUGAAGGACGCCGAGGAUCGACUGGGGUGGUUGCGCAGGUGGGUUCUAGUAGUAGGAAAGAGAAGCAUAGGAAGAGAAGAGGGGAGUGUAUAGGUGAGUUUCAUAAGGUUUUGGGGAGAAUUCCUCUGAGGUAUAGUUAUGGGAAGGUAGUCAAUUCUGUUGGUGAACAAGGGCUGUGUCAAAAAGGAGGGAAAUUGGUGCUUUGUGAUCAAUCAUAAUUGAUGCCCUUUUUUGAAAUCAAAAUAGAGUAGCACUUCUUCCCCAUUCUGCUCAAGAACCAAGCGAUGCCUGCUUGAUUAUAUUGAUAUUUUAACGAGUUUAAAGUAAUGUGUUCUGUAGUUACUAACAUUAUGAUGCUACCUUGCCAAUGC